Messenger RNA from Psammomys obesus (fat sand rat), 1866 nucleotides. It is a transcript of the gene Prodh2, whose product is annotated as proline dehydrogenase 2. NCBI's taxonomy places the organism in Eukaryota, Metazoa, Chordata, Mammalia, Rodentia, Muridae. Gene Ontology annotation, molecular function: FAD binding; proline dehydrogenase activity. The transcript has 8 exons. Bases 80 to 1558 code for a protein of 492 amino acids. Gene Ontology annotation, cellular component: mitochondrion. The record is from RefSeq and is a predicted model, not a curated record.
GCUGGGCAAGGGGCAUUUGCCGCGCGCGCGCUGUCCGCCCGGCCCCUUCCCCCGGUGCGGCGGCGACCGGAGGCUGACCAUGGUCUGGACCCGUCUGCGGCUCUGCGGCCCCUCCCGCCCCUCCGCGGGCGGCCGGCGGCCCCUGCGCUUCGACGGCGGGGCCUUCCGCCUCAAGGGGACGGCGGAGCUGGCGCGCGCCUGGCUGGUGCUCCGCCUGUGCGCCUGGCCCCCCGCGGUGGCCCACGGGCUCGCGCUCCAGGCCUGGUCUCGGAGGGUCCUGGGCUCCCGGCUGUCGGGCGCGCUCCUCCGAGCAUCCGUCUACGGGCAGUUCGUGGCCGGGGAGACGGCCGAGGAGGUGGAGGGCUGUGUCCGGCAGCUGCGGGCCCUGGGGCUCCAGCCCCUGCUGGCGGUGCCCACCGAGGAGGAGCCAGAGUCCGCUGCCAAGAGCAGCGAGGCCUGGUACGAGGGCAACCUCCGCGCCAUGCUGCGCUGCGUGGACCUGUCUCGAGCCCUCGCGGACGCCCCCGGCCCCGCCCGGAGCAGCCUCAUGCAGCUGAAGGUGACGGCGCUGGCCAGCACCCAGCUUUGUAAGGAUCUAUCGGCUUGGAUCCAGAGGCCAGGAGGUUCCUCGGAGCUGAGCCCUGAGGGGCUGGCGGAAGCCAUGGACUCGGGCCGGGGCGUCCAGCUCCCCUGCCUCAGCACGGAGCAGAACCGGCACCUGCAGGCCUCCCUCCGCCGCUUGCACCGCGUGGCGCAGCAUGCCCGGGCGCAGCACGUGAGGCUCCUGGUGGACGCGGAGUACACGUUCAUCAACCCCGCGCUGUCCCUGCUGGCGGCCGCCCUGGCCGCGCGCUGGAACCGCCCCGGGGAGGGCGGGCCCUGGGUGUGGAACACCUACCAGGCCUACCUGAAGGUAGGUGCUGUGCUCUGCGGGGCCGUGGGUGGGGCCCGGCACCCCAUCCUCCUGAGGCUGCCUGUGCGCCCCCCUGCCCCGCAGGACACCCACAAACGGCUGGAGCGGGACGCCGAGGCCGCACACAAGGCUGGCCUGGCCUUUGGGGUGAAGUUGGUGCGCGGGGCCUAUCUGGACAAGGAGCGGGCUGUGGCCCAGCUCCACGGGACGGAGGACUGCACUCAGCCCGACUACGAGGCCACUAGCCGAAGUUACAGCCGCUGUCUGGAGCUGAUGCUGCGACGGGUGUCCCACCACGGCCCCCUGUGCCACCUCAUGGUGGCUUCCCACAAUGAGGAGUCUGUUCACCAGGCGACUAAGCGGUGCCAGGGGAAGCCAGAAGAGGGUGUCAGAUCCCCUGGAACCGGACUUACAGACAGUUGUGAACUGCCAGGUGGGUGCUGGGAUUUGAACCCACGUCCUCCGGAAGAGCAGUCGGUGCUUUUAACCACUGAGCCGUGUCUCCAGCCCUGCAGUGGUUGUUUACCACUGGGCCUGAGGAUAGAGUCAUUUCUCAGAAUCGUCUGUGGAAAACUUGUUCUAGGACGAAUCUCCAUGGAAACCACAAUCUUCAGAUGCUCAAGUUCCUCCUGUCAGAUGCUGUGAUAUUUUAAUAUUUGCAGGUGGCCCCUGGACCUCUUCCUGUGGGCUUGGUGUCGUGAAGCUUAUGUAUACCGCCUAGAGUGAUCGUGUAAACGCUACAUAACUAGUUACACUGUCAGGGGAAACCGUGCAGGUCUUUAGCACAGACCGGCCCACCCUGGCGCUUGAUCCCGGGUUGAAGCUGUGGGUGAGGAACUGUGGCUCCAGUGGCCAGCUGCCCACCCGUAUUUGAACUCUUGGGUGGGGAAUGGCUGACUUGCUCUCUAGCUCUAGCCACUGUCUGGACUGAUGAUGUGCCUCCCUCUGCAGCA